Molecule: messenger RNA, 1097 nt
Organism: Ictalurus punctatus (channel catfish)
Lineage: Eukaryota; Metazoa; Chordata; Actinopteri; Siluriformes; Ictaluridae
Gene: mrpl12
Product: mitochondrial ribosomal protein L12
Exons: 5
Coding region: 153-737 (194 amino acids)
Biological process (GO): translation; mitochondrial transcription
Cellular component (GO): mitochondrial large ribosomal subunit; ribosome
Molecular function (GO): structural constituent of ribosome
Source: RefSeq, a predicted model, not a curated record
ACGUCGACGCGGUGCAUUGUGGGUAGGUCAGGGAACGAGAGUGGAGGACGCCAUGUGCUUGUGAGUGUGACAGCGAGACUGCCAAAUUUGUGCUGUGUUAUUAGCAGCUGGGAUUGGUCUAGUUGUUCUGAAAGAAACGACAGGAAAUAAACAUGUACUGCACUUUGCACUGCAUCCGGAACUCGCUGCGGAUAGCCGCAAAAACACACCGGCAUCACCUGUCUGCUCCGGCUCUGUCUGCACUGCGAGCGCUCCACUGUAGCCCCGCCCGUCUCUCGGACGCCAUAGCGACGCCGCCGUUGGAUGGCGCGCCCAAGCAGUACUCUCCCAAAAUCCAGCAGCUGGUCAACGACAUCGCCAGUCUCACCCUGUUAGAGGUGUCCGACCUCAACGAGCUGCUCAAGACAACGCUGAACAUUCAGGAUGUCGGGAUGAUGCCGAUGGGCGCGAUGGCCGGCACGCCGACCGCCACAGCAGCUCCGGUGGCGGAGGAAGACGCGGCCCCGGUGAAGAAGGAGAAAACCCAUUUCACAGUGAAACUGACCGAGCUGAAGGCGGAGGAUAAAGUCAAACUGAUUAAGGAAGUGAAGAACUGCAUUCAGGGGAUAAACCUCGUACAGGCUAAGAAGCUGGUGGAGUCGCUGCCGCAGGAGAUCCGUGCGAACGUUUCCAAAGAGGACGCAGAGAAACUGAAGGCGGCUCUUGAAGCAGCAGGGGGCACUGUGGUUCUGGAGUAGAUCACCGUAGCACCAUGCCGUCCACCCUUUUCAUUUCUCUCUCUCUUUUUUUUUUUUUUAUUUUAUUUUAUUUUUUUUUACAACAAAGCUGAAAAGAGUUUUGGACACAGGUGAAACGUGAUGUAACCGGGUGUGUGGACUCUCAGACUGAACUCUAGCAGGCCGCAGGCUCGCAUCCUCGCAUCCUCUCACCACCCGGCCAUCACACCCGUCUGUCCGUCUGCAGAAAUACAGACGGUAUCGGAGUAAUGUCUGUCUGUGUGUCUCACAUCAUUGCAGCGAGGACGUGUGUCCUGGACAUGUAGAGACGUGCGCCAUUGUCCACGGGUUUAAAUAAAUGUCGUAUUGUAAUGUUGAAAA